AUGUCUGCCAAAGAAGCCCAACCAACCACAGCUCCAGUUUCUGCUGAAGAUGAACCAAAGGUGAUCAAGACCUUGGAAGAAGAUGAUGAAUUUGAAGACUUCCCUGAUGACACCAAAUGGUCCAAGGAAGCAAGAACCACAAACCCACAAUUAUGGGAAGAAGAUUGGGAUGAUGAAGAUUCAAAUGAUGCAUUCUCUCAACAACUUAGAGAAGAAUUAAAGAAAAACCAGAAGUCUGCUUAG
Molecule: messenger RNA, 243 nt
Organism: [Candida] anglica
Lineage: Eukaryota; Fungi; Ascomycota; Pichiomycetes; Serinales; Debaryomycetaceae
Source: the annotation of a GenBank genome assembly